CUCCCCCCCCCACCUUGUGACACAUCCCGGGUCCUCCCGGAGGCGGCUGCAGCGGCAGCAGCACUAACGCCGCCUCCAACGGGAGCCGCAACCCCAGACUCAGCCUCCCCCCGGCCCCGCCGCCACUUGCUGCAGUCAUGGCUGCUGAUGGGGUGGACGAACGCUCGCCUCUGCUGUCCGCAUCCCAUUCGGGAAAUGUCACUCCCACGGCCCCACCAUACUUACAAGAAAGCAGCCCCAGAGCGGAACUCCCACCUCCGUAUACAGCCAUUGCCAGUCCAGAUGCCAGUGGUAUUCCAGUAAUAAACUGCCGCGUGUGCCAAUCUCUCAUCAAUUUGGAUGGCAAGCUUCACCAGCAUGUGGUUAAGUGCACGGUUUGCAAUGAAGCUACGCCAAUCAAAAACCCCCCAACAGGGAAGAAGUAUGUUAGAUGCCCUUGUAAUUGUCUCCUCAUUUGUAAGGACACAUCACGGCGAAUAGGAUGUCCAAGACCCAACUGUAGACGCAUAAUUAAUCUUGGCCCAGUAAUGCUUAUUUCUGAAGAACAGCCAGCUCAACCUGCAUUGCCAGUUCAGCCAGAAGGUACAAGGGUCGUGUGUGGGCACUGUGGAAACACGUUCUUGUGGAUGGAACUGAGGUUCAACACGCUGGCAAAAUGCCCACACUGCAAAAAAAUUUCCUCAGUGGGUAGUGCACUUCCUCGAAGACGCUGCUGUGCAUAUAUUACGAUUGGAAUGAUAUGUAUUUUCAUUGGAGUUGGAUUAACUGUUGGCACCCAAGAUUUUGCAAGACGAUUUCAUGCAACCUAUGUUUCUUGGGCAGUUGCUUAUCUCUUAGGUUUGAUUUGUCUUAUCCGAGCUUGUUAUUGGGGAGCCAUAAGAGUGAGUUAUCCAGAACACAGUUUUGCGUAAGCUUGUUUAUGAUUUGGUAAUGCAGGUGAGAGUAUCUAGCAGUUCUCGAUAAGCUACUCUGGACAUCUUUAAAUCAUUAACCUAAUGGAUUUCAUUCUGGUUUAUGUGUGAAGUUUUAAGACUUUGGGAGUCUUUUAUGAACAAAUGCUCAUUGUACUACAUUAUGUGCAAAUAGUUUGUUUUGCUGCUAAGUUUUCAAGCUCCAAAUAAUAAAGCUUGGCCUUCACAUUCUUUCACAUCUCUGAAAGAUAUUUUUGAUUUGUUCUCAAACAUUACGUAUAAUAUCAACAUUUCAUUAUUUUUAAAUCAGUUAUUCCAUUAUUUGCUGAUCUGUGAGUAUUCCCAAGAAGUGUUUAUAAAUGUUGGUAUAAUAGCUUCACAUUUAUACUUACAUUUCAAUUAAACAGUAUCACAAUCGCUUGCUUUAAAAUCUAAGCAAUAUGCAUUUUGCUUGGACUGCUUACUGUAACUUUAACCUAAGAUCGUAGUGACCUUAUUCAGGAAAAAAAUUUUAGUGUACCUUCAAAGACUUGACAUUCUUGUCAGAUAAAGACCAUUUCUAGAUACUGUAUGCUUAUUUUACAUUGUUUGUAGAAAGAUAUAAUAUUUUGAUAGUAAUUUAAAAUACAAGAAUAAAAAUAUUUAUUUGUCCACAGUUGAAGAUAUGUUAGAUAAAUUUUUUUUUUCUCAAAAAUCACAGGAUUUUUGUCUUUUAUUUUUGUCAUUUUUAAAUUUACUAAUUAUAAAAGUUCUGGCCUAGAUUUAUGAAAUUUAAUGUUAAUCAGCUCUAUAUGUGGGAGCCUGAAGGAAGUAUUUCAUAUAACAUGUUUCAUAAUAUUUAACCAUUUACAAAGGUGUAUCUAUAUUAGGUUGUCCUCCUUUUCAUUAGACAUGGCAAAUUUUUCUCAUUGGGAUAAUUAUGGAAAAUGUAUGUGUGAAGGGAGCCUGUGACAUUUUACACUGGAUAAAGUAUUGAGAUUAGAUGCAGUUACUUUUACCAUUCUUCUCAAAUAUAGCUGGUCAAUUAAUUACCAAAUUUAUUCAAAAUACAGAUCAAAGACAAAAACAACAUAAUUUUCUAAGAAUUCACUAGGAUUUCAGGAAUCAGCUCUUGUACUGCCCAUCUUUGCAGUUUUGAAAAAGAAAUUGCUUAACUGAGAGGUAAUAUUCUAAAGCUUUUGAAGUAGUAGAAUUAGAGAUGUUCUGAGUAAAUUAAUUAGCUACUCCAGGGAUAAGAAUAAUAUUUUUAAUUAUUUAUGUUCCUAAUUAGUAUAAAAAUGUACUUGUCAGAAAGUCUGGAGCAAAAUACACAUGAACUUUAAAGAGUAAAUGAUAAAUGUAUAAAUGCAGUAGCUCAGGAUUAUAUGUACCUUUGAAAAUACACUAAUAAAG
Hippopotamus amphibius kiboko is the source of this 2303-nucleotide messenger RNA. It is a transcript of the gene PIP4P2, whose product is annotated as phosphatidylinositol-4,5-bisphosphate 4-phosphatase 2. Gene Ontology annotation, biological process: phosphatidylinositol dephosphorylation. Gene Ontology annotation, cellular component: lysosomal membrane; phagocytic vesicle membrane; late endosome membrane. Lineage: Eukaryota; Metazoa; Chordata; Mammalia; Artiodactyla; Hippopotamidae. Bases 138 to 911 code for a protein of 257 amino acids. The transcript has 7 exons. The record is from RefSeq and is a predicted model, not a curated record. Gene Ontology annotation, molecular function: phosphatidylinositol-4,5-bisphosphate 4-phosphatase activity.